GGUGGGGGAGCAGGGAGGAGGGAGAAACUUAGCUAUUAGUGUGGCAGGGUCAUGAAGAAGAGGCGGCGGUGGGAGAGAGGAGGCGGCGGCGGGGGCCUGAAACUGCGGUAGCUGCCCGCUGGGCUGGUGGUGCGGCCUUGUGGGGAGGGAAGUCGUUCCUAGCCCCUUCGGGCUGGGGUCGGGGCUCGGGGCUGAGAGCGGCCGUGGGGCCGCCUCCCCGGGCCCCCUGGCUCCGCCAUGAUCCGCAGGGCACGCCUUAGUGUGAAGCCGAAUGUCAGGCCGGGUGGAGGUGCCAGGGGCUCCAGCGCCCCUGUGCCUCAGCGUGGACAGGAGUCUCCCAGGCCGCCGGAGCCUGCAGCGCCCUCUGCCCCGAAGCCAGCGGAGCCCACGGAUGUGCCUGCGGUGGAUUCUGGGGGAGCGGAGCCCCCAGAAAAGGCUCCCAAGAGCAGUGAUGAAAAGACUGGUGGUGGUAAUGGUGUUGAAGAAUCCAGUAAAUCUCCCUCUACUGUUUCACAGAGAAGAAAGCGAGUGUCAAGUACUUCUAGUCUGGCUAAACCCAGUGUCAGUGUUCCUUCAGAAUCUCCUCCCAUAGCCACAGCUGUUCAGGAUGCUCCACAGCCGAACCCCGUUCCAACGAAAGAGAAACAGCCGUGCUCAGACAGAUACCGAAUAUACAAAGCCCAGAAACUGAGGGAAAUGUUGAAAGAAGAGUUGAGAAAAGAGAAGAAACAGUGGAAAAACAAAUAUGCCCUAAAUGAAAGUCAGAGACCACUAGAUCGUUCAAAAAUGACUAUGAGAGACUUCAUAUAUUACCUACCAGAUAACAAUCCAAUGACUUCUUCAUUGGAACAAGAAAGGAAAACUGAAAAAUUACUGCCAUCAGUCCAAACAAAAGAGCCAGAGAGUAAGAAUACUCCUGAUGCUGAAGGUAACGAAGAACUGGAAGAAGAGACAGAUGAUGGGCCGUUGCUGGUCCCACGAGUGAAAGUGGCAGAAGAUGGUUCUAUCAUUUUGGAUGAAGAAAGUUUGACUGUAGAAGUUUUAAGGACAAAAGGCCCCUGUGUCGUUGAGGAAAAUGACCCUAUAUUUGAACGUGGUUCUACAACUACAUAUUCCAGCUUUAGGAAAAACUAUUACUCUAAACCAUGGUCAAAUAAAGAAACGGAUAUGUUUUUUUUAGCCAUCAGCAUGGUAGGAACUGACUUUUCUAUGAUUGGACAGCUUUUUCCCCACAGAGCAAGAAUAGAAAUUAAGAAUAAAUUUAAACGUGAAGAGAAAACAAAUGGAUGGAGAAUAGAUAAAGCCUUCCAGGAAAAGCGCCCUUUUGACUUCGAUUUUUUUGCUCAUUUGCUUCAGAAAGUUCUUGCUGAAGAAGAGAAAAGAAAACAAAAAUCCGUUAAAAACAACAGUUUAAAGGAAAAGAAAGCUUCCAAACCACGGAAAAAUGUAAAAGUGAAAAAAGUUGCCAAUGAAGGAGUGAUUGAUGAACCAGAGGAGGAACCAGAGGAGUCAAUGAGUACUUCAGUUUUAGACAAAGAAGCAUCUCAAGAGGAUGCUCAGACAGUGGAAGAAGAGUCUUUGGUCUCAGAACAGAGUUCAGAACAGGUUGCAUUAGAACAAGGCCUAAAUAAAAAAAAAAGGAGAAGGAAGAAUCAGGAUGAAACUAAUAAACAAGAAGUAAAAAAUCUCUCAGGAAAUGUGACUGAUCAAUCAGGUUCUUCUAGAGGGGAAAAACACAAGAGUGGGUGCCAGUCUCUCCGGCCUGCGCUUAGUGAAGGUGAAUGCAGUGAGCAGCAGGACGUCUCCUGUGUGCAGGACGUAGAUGGCAGCAUGCACUCAGCCUCUGGCCAGAAAGCUGAGAGAAGAAUUGACCCCAUCCUUCCAUCAAGUAAUCACCAAGAUGUGGAGUCAAGAACAACUGAGUCUACAGAAUCAAGCACCUCAGACUUGCCUUCAGAAGUUGAAGUUUCAGCAACGUGUGAGCUAAAUAAUGCUGAAAGUCCUUGUAUAGAAGAAAGGAAUGCUGACCUAAAGAGUAAAUCACUGGAAACUGAGCAAACAGAAAAUGUUAAACCAGUGUUGAGAGGUCGACUUCAGAGACCUAAACCCAAUUUAUCAAGGGCAGUUGGGAAGAAAUCUGUUCUUUCACAAGGCAAAGCAGACACUGAGAACAAGAAUUCACUUCCUGAAACUGUUGAAAAGAAUCACAUGGAAAAGGAUACAAUGAAAACAUCUGACAUUUUGGGAAUGGAGAAUACACAGAAAGAGAACUCAGAAGCUGACCCUGUCUCAAAUUUGAAUGAGAAAGAUUGUCUUCAGGAAACUAAUUCACCGAAGUCUUUGAAACCUGCACGACUAAUGAGGGGCCGAUUGCAAAGACCAAAGCCAAAUGUUGGUAAUGUUGCUGAAAGAAAAAUUCUUGCAUCACAGGAAAAAAUAGGGGCCAAUGCAGAAGAGAAUCAAACUGAAUCAUGUGUUGAUAGGGACGUUUCUCAACAAAUGGAAGAUCAGUCAUGUAAAAAUUUAGAGUGUGAAGAUACUACAUCCCAGCCUGAGAAAAAGGAUAUUUCUCUUCAGAGUGCGCAGCCAGAUGAACCCCAAGCUCUUAAUGAAUGUCUCAGCAUUCAAGAGAAAAAUAAAGCCAAUAUACACAAACAAAUUCCAAGUUUAAGGACUAGAUUUCAGAAACCAAAGCCAAAUAUAGGAAGAGGAACUGGAAGGAGAGAAAUUUGUUCAAAGGAAGAGGUACCUGGGGAAAUUCUUGUCUCUGGAGAAUUGACAGCAGCUUUGGGAGAAACUGUAAGACUAGACACCCUGCCAAGGGAGAAUGUACCAGUGGAGACCACUACUACCAAAGAACUGGAGUCAGAUUCAAAAGAAACUGGAAGAAACAUCUCUCCCAGGGAGAAGGUAUCAGAAACGGGUGAUGUCACUGUAGAAAUGGAAACAUAUUCCAAAGCAGCUGGAAGAGAGGCUUCCCUGAUGGAGGGGGUGUCAGAGGUGAAUGAUGCCACCAAGCAAAUAGACACAGUGUUGGAAGAAACUGAAAGAAGAGAGGUACCCCCACUGGGGAGCAUCCCAGAGGAGAUCAAGUCUGCAGGUGAAACGGAGGUAGAUUUGAAAGAAAUUGAGAGAGAAAUGCCCCCAAGGGAGAUGAUACCAGAGAUGGUUGAUGUCAUUGAAGAAAGGGAGGAAGUUUUGGAAGGAACUGAAAGAAGAGAAAUAUCUUCACUGGUGAAGGCCUCAGAAGAGGUCAGAACUAUAGGUAACAUGGAAACAGAGCUGAAAGGAAUUGUAGAAGUUUCUCAAAGGGAAAAUGUACCAGUGGAGAUCAGUGCCACAGAAGAGAGGGAGGAUAAUGUGAAAGAAACUGGAAAAAAAGACAUUUCCCUGUUGGAAGAAGUACCAAGAGAAGUAGCUGCCACUGAGGAAGCAGAGGAGAAUUUGGAAGAAACUGUAGAAGGAAUUUCCUUGAAGGAGCGUGGAUCUGAAAGCAUCCUUAUUGAGGAAUCGGGGGCAGAUUUGGAAAAAAAUGGAAAAGUAGCUGUUUCUCCAAGGCAAAAUAAGCCAGAGGAGACAUCCCGCCAGACUGAGACAGAUUUAAUGCAGAGCAAUAGUGGUGACUGCAGCAGCACUGUGCCUCCACCAGAUAUCAAAAACACUAGCAGUGAAACCCUGUCAGUGCUGUAUACGGCACCUGUGGAAGAAAACAGGCACUCUGAGAAAGAAGAGUUGAGUCCCUUAAAUGACUUGGAGGCCUGUUCACAGACUUCUGCUGAAGUCAGUGAAAAAGAAGACCAGAGGAUGCAACUGCCAGAUGCUGCAGAGCCUUUUUCAGAUACCAAUUUAAGCAUAUCUCUUCCUCAAGAACAGAAGCCACAAGAAGUUAAACCUGCAACUUUUGUGAGAAGUCGAUUUAAAAGACCGAAACCAAAUUUAGCAAGAGCAGCUUUAAAGAGAGAGACUAUAGAAGCAGGAAAAUAUGCACCUGGAAAGAAAUCAGAAACUGAUAAAAUGGAGACUGUUGUAGUACAACAGGGCAGUGAACAAGCUAAUACUCUCCCUUCCCAACAAGCUGUGGCUUCCCUUAUGCCAUCAAGAGGAAAAGAAGAAUCAGAUGGAAAAGAAAAGGAGGACACUGUGAUGCUGCCGUGUACACAAACUGAAAAGGACCUGUUACCUUCAGGUUCUUAUGAACCUGAAGAGAAGUCUCAGUCAGCAGAAACCCAAGAAGAUGAUGUGGCUCUUUCCAGUGGAACUCAGAAUAAAAAUGCCUUUCAACAAGAAAUGAAGGAAAGUGUUAUCCAAACUGUUCAACCAAUAAGGGGCCGACUUCAGAGACCCAGACCAAAUUUAAGAAAGGCUGGACAAAGACAAAUAGAAAAAAGUGAAGCCAAAAGUGUAAAUCAGGAAGAAAGAGCAGUACUACAAAAUGAUGAAGCUAAUGAGAAAUCCCUUACUGUGCAAAAUUCACAAAUUGGAACUGAAAUCGAAGUUGUGUCCUCCAAAGUUUCAGAAUGCAGAAUUUAUGAAAAUGAAAGUCACGAUGUGGUUCUUGUAGAAAACGUUCAUGUUAACAAAAUAAAUGUUUUAGAUGAAAAGAUGAGACAUGAAAAUAAGCCAUAUGUUCCUAGUCCUGCACAAUUGAUAAGAGGGAAAUUCCAAAAGGCUAAGCCAAAUUUGGGAACAGCACAUGGUAAGAAAGAGGAACCAGAUAUAGAAAAAGGCACAGCAGAUCAGAGCGAGGCAAGCAAACCAGAAGAUAAUAUACUGCAGCCUGGAGAUUCUGACACUCAGCUCCUUCUAAAAGAAAAAGCUGAGUUUCUGACGUCUCUGGAGGUUUCACCAAGAAAAGAUGGUGUAGGUGCUGAGGAGUCUGGUUUGGCUGAAAAAGAUGCUCAGUUAGAAGAAGUUGGACCAUCAGGAAAUGUCGAAGAGGAAACUGUAGGCGAUGAAUCUCAGUCUCCCAUUGUUGAGAAUCAGUAUCUCAGUAAACCAAGCUAUCCACAGCUGUUAAAAGAAUCAAGUUACUCUAAAAUUGCUUCAGAUCAAAUACCAGCUAUCUCUUCUGCCUCUGAAUGUAAGAUGGGUCAUAAUAAAAGGAGAAUGCGUAGGAAAAUCAAGCCAAAUGUCACCAAGGGACGUGGAUCAAAACGAAUUCGGGGUAGGACCUCUAAGAAGGAACCUAGAGCAUCCAGGGCCACACUGGUGACUCUUCGGGCUUCCCAGGAAGAAGAGGAGGAUGAUGCUGAAGAUUUUGAUUCUUAUUUUGAGGAAGAGACCUAUCAUCUUGCCCCAGAAGAAGUAAACAAAGCUCCAGUGUUUGUGCCUGUUGGUCUCAGGUCUCCUGAACCUGUUUCUGCUCAGAUUGAGGAAACAAUGGAAGAGCUUGAGAUUACUGUGAAUGUUCCAGACAUAGAAUGCAUAGCAGUUGUUGAAGAUCAGCUCUCAAACACAGAUGUGACUGCUCAGGAAACGAAACAAGAAGAAAAUUUGAAUGCAUCAUCAUUUGAAAUGACCACCAGUGUACAUACCCAAGAUGAACCAGGUACCAACGAUGGAAGUGCUGAAGCAGCCAUAGCUUUACUUACAAUGGGGGACUUAGUAUUGCAGUCAGAGGUCAAUACUGAACAGGAUGAUGUAGGUGUAUGUGUACUUACUGAUGUUGAUUCAAAGAGUGAAAGCCAUGUUCCUUUCAGCCCAGAUAAUGUACAUUUCAAAAUCGUUCAUGAAUGUCAGGAGCUUUCUUCACCUGUCAUCAAUACAACUCCUGAAUCAUUUGAAGAAAACAAGAUUGAAUUGGAGGAACAAAGCACUAGAGAAGAAAUUGGUUUAGUGGAAAAAGUAAAGGAGAAUACAACACCAGCCAGCAAUACAUCAUCUAAAGUCACCAGUAAUUUGAGAAUGAGAAGAAGAUUUGUCAAACCUAAACCCAAUCUUGGGAAAGUUUUACGGACCAGCAGAUUUCAUGUUCUUGAGGAAGUUCCCAGUUUGUGUGUCACCCAGGAGGAAAAAGCAGAGAUUCCAAGACAAACAGAGGAAAAUGCUCCCAGAGCAACAGAAGUGGAAGAUAAAGGCUUUGGACCAGUUACAGGAGCAGAGAAUGAGGAGCAGGGCAGAUUGGAGUGCAUACAUGGUACCAAUGAGACGAGUAUUUCACAAGAAGCAAGCUUAACUCAAAGAGAUGAAGAGGAAGAGGAGGGCUCGGAAACCGUGCUGAUGCCGUCAGUUGCUCCGCUUGUUCCCCCCGAGCCAGUGGCCUGCACACUCGCUCUCGGUGAGAGCUCUGUUGACGAGCCCCUGAGACAGGAGUCUGAGGGAGGCAGUGUGCUCGCCCUUCACGUGCCGCAGUGUAUACCAACUAGUAUUCCAGAAGUCCAACAAGAGAAUGUAAUCAAUCCUCAGGAUUUAACAGUCAUCCACGAAGAAGGAGAAGACGAACAAGCAUUCAUUCUAACUCUGGUGGAAAUCCCAACUAACACAGCUGAAGAAUUUACUGACGCCACUGCCCAAUUAAUGCCUGCCCCUUUGUUGCCAGCACCCAUAUUGGUGAAGUCAGUGAACACUGAAGAAAAAGGUGAUAAGAGUGUAAAUUUACCAGUAACAUCAUUUAUUAAAGAUGACAUGUAUUUAUCAGAUUUUGGAAGAAAUGAUUCUAAAAAGCCUCCUGCUAAUUUGGAUCUUAUAUCUAGGAAAAGAUUUCAUUGCAGCCUUGAUGAGAGUGACCAGGUUCCUCCUGCCAAAAAGAGUUCACUCGCGUCAGGAGAUGAUUGUCAAGAAUACACCUCUGAGGUAUGUUCAAAGGAAUUAAUAAAUGUUUUUGAGGAAGCAGGGAAGUCUUACAAGGGUCAAGAUAUUUCUCCUACCAUAGGAAGCACGUUGAGUCCAGAACCUCAAAAGGAACACCGUGAAUCAACUCUGCAAAGUAUAGGAUCUAGAACUGUUGAUAACAUUGGCCAUACACUUGGAGAGAAAAGUGUGCCUCAGUUACCUCAGGUUGAGACAACAGUGUCUGAUAAGGAAGGAAGGACUGAUGCUGCUUGUACGUCUCAGCAGAUGGAGAGCAGGGCACCUGCCACAAAGCCGCCACUGUCCAGACCUGGCAGAAGACCCUUGGGAUUUUUAUCUUUAAUAUGUUCAAAAAAUAGUCUGGAGUCUGAUGAACCCACUCAGGUCCAUAGAAAGAAGCGCCUAAAACCUCUUAUACCUGUAUCAAGACAGAAUUUGAAAAGGUCUACCCCACUCAAUGAAGGCCAGGAAAAAAAUGCGGAGUCCUCUGAUGCGCUUCCAUCUCCAGGUGUUGUUGCUAAUGCUCCGUCUGAGAAUGCUGGCGAUUCAGCAGCUCAGGACUCUCGUGAUCAACCCUUAUUGACAGAAGAGUGUAAAAGUGGCCAGAAGCAGGCACCUGCGGAGGAGCCAACCUCAGUCUCUGAGUAUUUCUUCAAUGAUAUCUUCAUUGAAGUGGAUGAAACAGAAUAAGACAUUCUUAGGUUUUUUAUCUUUUUAAUUUCUGGACUCAGUUACAUCAACAAAGCAGUAUUUAGCAAAAAAGGAAAGGAAAAAAAAAUCACUGUCUGUUUUUCUUUAGAUUGAUUUUGAAUAUUUAAGGAGCUUGAAGCUUGAUUGGAAGCUUUUGUAAUCAGUGGAAAAGAUUGCUUGAGGUUCCUUCCUUCUGAUUGAUUCAGCAUUUUGGAAGUACCAAGCAAUUAGGACCUGCUUUCUCAGACAGAAAUGCAGCUCUUGUUUACAUUCUGACUCUUCCUGUGCGGAGCACACAUGGACAUUGGGAAUGUCGUGGAUAAAUAUCUCUGUACAAAUCACAGUGCCGACGUCUUUGGAGGUUGAUUGUAUUUAACAUUUUGUGAACUUCUCUUUGGAAGGUUUUUUUUCUUUGUCUGUUUUUUGGGGUGAUGAUGAAGGCCUUUUCAGUUGCCUUUAAGUAUAGAAAAGCAAAUUGUGAAAUUCCACUUUAGUAUGCUAAGAUUAAAACUUUUCUAUUAUCAGCUGUUUGGCUGACUGAAAAAUAUGUAUUUUUCUAAUUCAUGGUGAUGUAACAUUAGUCCUAAUUGAAGAACUAGUAUUUAAAGUUAUUAUUUAUAAAAUGACACAUCAGAGAGCUUAUUUAUUUUUAAAUUUUUUAUUUAAAAUGCUAGUCAGUUUUAAUUAUUUUCAUCCCUCUGAUUGUGGGUAAGGGAGGCAUUAACAAAUUUUGUCUCCUUUUCCUCUUUAAUUUUAAAGAUAUUUAAAAUGAUACAACUAAAAUGUUUGGGUAGUGUAUAUGUGUUGAAUACUUUUUUUCAUCGUUUAUUAUCUUUGUACUGUGAAUUUUUUUGUUUUUAUUUCUUGAAUAAUCUCAGGAUUUUCAUGGGUGAGAAAAACUCGUAAGUUGAUUUAUGAAAAAAUUUCCAUACAAAACGCAAUCUCCUAUAUACACACAUACACACUCCUUUUUAAAAAAAAAAAACAAAAACCUACUUCUUGAUAGUUUUUCCACCAUUAAUUUCUGCUCAA
Oryctolagus cuniculus (rabbit) is the source of this 8511-nucleotide messenger RNA. It is a transcript of the gene BDP1, whose product is annotated as BDP1 general transcription factor IIIB subunit. Lineage: Eukaryota; Metazoa; Chordata; Mammalia; Lagomorpha; Leporidae. The record is from RefSeq and is a predicted model, not a curated record. Gene Ontology annotation, cellular component: transcription factor TFIIIB complex. Gene Ontology annotation, molecular function: TFIIIC-class transcription factor complex binding. Gene Ontology annotation, biological process: RNA polymerase III preinitiation complex assembly.